Fundulus heteroclitus (mummichog) is the source of this 2233-nucleotide messenger RNA. It is a transcript of the gene hsf5, whose product is annotated as heat shock transcription factor family member 5. The transcript has 6 exons. The coding region runs from base 285 to 1568 and encodes 427 amino acids. The record is from RefSeq and is a predicted model, not a curated record. NCBI's taxonomy places the organism in Eukaryota, Metazoa, Chordata, Actinopteri, Cyprinodontiformes, Fundulidae. Gene Ontology annotation, molecular function: DNA-binding transcription factor activity; sequence-specific DNA binding. Gene Ontology annotation, biological process: regulation of DNA-templated transcription.
UUACAGCUGUUUAAGGCCACUGCUAAAGCUAGCCGAAUGGCCGAAAUGUAAUCGAACAUUCUUGCAAUAUGCAGAAUUUUGUUUAGGUUUCCGCUAAUAAUAAUAACAACAAACAGAUGUGCAGGUCGUUUUCAGGUUUAUGACUCUGGUAUCCAGGAAUAAAUGCUACUCACCCGGUGAGAACCGGAUCCCAACGGCUGAUGGGCUUCAUGCUGUCCGUUGCUUUUUCAGGGGGAGCCCCGCCUGCAGCUAGCAUCGCCUGCUCCCACUCCACGCAUUGAAACAUGGAGGAUCCUGCUCCUAACAAUUGCCUCCCUGGCAACAUCAACCCCAACAUUUUUCCUGCCAAACUUUGGCGUUUGGUGAACAGAAACGGGGCCGUCCGCUGGGACAGCCGCGGCCAGGCGAUCGUCAUCGACCAGCAGCUCUUCGAGACACAGAUCUUGUCCCCGGGCUCCGGAACCUCCAGCGCCGCCGACCUCUUUAAGACCACCAACUUCUCCAGCUUCGUCCGCCAGCUCAAUCUCUACGGCUUUAAAAAAGUCGACCCGCCCGCCGGCCACCGAGAACCGGAAGGCAACAGGCUGUACCACCACUUCCACAACCCUAACUUCCAGCGAAGUUGCCCUCAUCUAUUGGAGAACCUGGUCAGGCUCACCGUGGACAACAAAGCCAAGCUGAAAUCCGGCCAGUACAUCAGCUCCCGCCUUCCCAACCGGUACCAGCGUUUAGGUUUCGGCAGGGACGAAAAGGACGUGGCUUCAAAAUUACGUGCAAGAUGCUCCUUGCCUCAGCAGCAGUCCCCAGCUCAUCCCUACCAUGCCAGCAGCACCCAGGCCAUGAGACCUCAGAGCAGAACCCAGGACCCACCACAAUACCUGCACAGGGGUCCCGCUGCAGCGUUCCCCCCUAAUCUACCUCUCGUCAAGGAGGGGCUGAUGCCUUCAAGUCACUACUGCACCGGAGUAGCCCCAAAAUCCAAAGCCCUGCAGGUUCAGCCGGCCUUCCUGCCUCAUCCCAACAAUGGGAACACGCGCGUCAGCAGUUUUAGUUCUCAGGAUCCCCAGCAUCAACCUGGCUACUAUCCCACAGUGUACCACUGCUUCCACCCGGACCUGGUUGCAGCAGACGUAGCAGGCCUUCAGACUGGCUUGUUCUCCCCCAGAAGUUAUUACCAGGCAGAAUGCCCUGUGACUGUGUUUGACCUCAACGGCAGCUUGCACAGUAUGGAAAGCCAGGGGGUGAGAAAAGCCGACGUUAACUUGGAUGUAGUUUUCCAGAUUGCAGAUGAGGUGAUGCAGACCUCACCCGGUGCCUGUCUGGUAAAAGUCGAGACCACAGAGAAACCUGCCUCUGUGCCAAAGCCUUCCUCUGACCCCAGUGUUGCCAUAUCAUGUGACAACAACGGCUGCGCUCCUGUAGUUACAUAUAAAGAGGAGGAGGAGCUUGUGGUUUCAGUACCUGAGCAAAUGGCUGAAGACGCUAUAUAUGAGGUUCCCUUUGAUCUAGACAAUGAAAUCACAAGUGUUGUGGUGAGCAACUCAGUUGAAGAUUCCAGUCGGGAUUAAGAUGAGCAGCACAGCACAAGUGACCCAUUCUGGUUCUUAGAUCUCGGCUGACUGAUUCCUUCAGCAGGCGGCAAGAAGUACCGGCUUAGUCCACAAUGUGCCUUCAGUCUCCACCCCGAUGAGUCCUUCCUGGGGAUAAAAUGUUGUAUUGUUGACAUCAAUUAUUUAAAUUUAUAUAUUUAUUUUUUUGUGAUUGUGCAGUUGUGCUUUCUUCUAUUGUGACUACAAUAAUUUAACCAACUGUUAUAUGUUUCUUUUGAACCAAUUUAAAUUUCAUCCGAACUGCUGUACAUGUUUUUAAACACUGCAAUUUCUCACAUGUAAACCUUGGAAUUGAUUUUCAUGAAUUGUAAGGCAAAACACAACUCAGAUGUUUCAACUGACAUUUUUUUAACAUUUAAGACAACAGUGUUGUGUGUUAUAGCAGGUUAAAACAUAACCUCUGUAGCAGUAGAUUUAUUAUUAAAAUGCUUUUUUUUCUUUACGUCACUAGAAUAUUUGGUAAAAUUGUAAAGGUUUCUUGAUCACUUAGAAGUGGCGACUGGUGUAGACUGCUUCAGUCAUCUUUUGUUUUUCAUUUUCUCCUCUUGUCUGAAACAUUUUUUUUUAAACCUGUUAAUGUCACGAUUUUUAGAGCCCAGUUCUUAUUAAAACAAAGUAUACUU